AUGGCAUUGACUAGGGUUUGGUCAACAAGAGCUGCUUUGUCUUUGAGGGUGUCUGUUCCCUGUGGAGGCUUUUCUUCUGCUGUGGAGGGUUUGAAGUUUGCAAAGUCCCAUGAGUGGGCUAAGGUUGAAGAUGAAGGGAAGUUGGCUAGUGUGGGAAUAACAGAACAUGCUCAGGAACAUUUGGGUGAUGUUAUAUAUGUGGAGCUGCCUGAUGUUGGUGUUGCUGUUGCACAAGGCACCAUUGUUGGGAGUGUUGAGAGUGUCAAGGCCUCUUCAGACAUUAGCUCUCCUGUCUCUGGCAACGUAGUUGAAGUGAACAAAGAGCUUCUUAGCUCUCCAGGUUUGGUCAAUGGGAGCCCAUAUGAAAAAGGAUGGAUCAUGAAGGUGGAGAUGAGCAGUAGGGAUGAGCUCAAUAAUCUGAUGGAUCCUGAUGAGUACUCUGAGUAUGUGAAGAAGAAGAUCCCAAACAUUACAAAACAAAAAGACACUUAG
Prunus armeniaca (apricot) is the source of this 492-nucleotide messenger RNA. NCBI's taxonomy places the organism in Eukaryota, Viridiplantae, Streptophyta, Magnoliopsida, Rosales, Rosaceae. The record is from the annotation of a GenBank genome assembly.